Messenger RNA from Rhinocladiella mackenziei CBS 650.93, 480 nucleotides. RefSeq lists its product as uncharacterized. The record is from RefSeq and is a predicted model, not a curated record. The coding region runs from base 1 to 480 and encodes 159 amino acids. The transcript has a single exon. NCBI's taxonomy places the organism in Eukaryota, Fungi, Ascomycota, Eurotiomycetes, Chaetothyriales, Herpotrichiellaceae.
AUGACCAAAUACACCACAGAGCAUUUCCUCGGCUAUAUCAAGGCCUUCAACGCGAAAGACUGGGAUGUACAGCACUCUUACUACGCCAAGGACGUUGUUUUGGAUCUUCCACGGGGUGACAAUCUUCCCACCUAUCGCGGGUCUGAAGGGAUCAAAUCUCACUAUGGCCCUCUGCUGGACAAAUUCACCGAGACCAUUGUCCCAAUCGAACUAAUGAUUGAAGAAGAUCGGAUAUUCUUCAUCAUGGAAACUAGCUUUCAGGCAAAGACAGAAACGAUAGGACCGUCCGGGUUUACUUGUACUCCAGGAGAUAUUAUCCGAGUCACCGUCUGGGCAUUCUACAAAAUGGAAGGAGGCUUGAUGAAAACGAUAACAACAAACCAACUGCAUGGAGAAUUCAUUGGGAAAAGGAUGACUCUGGAAGAGACAAUCAAAGACAGCCAAUCCAGGGCGGCCAGACCAGAGCUUAUAUUGGACUAG